This is a messenger RNA of [Torrubiella] hemipterigena, 3223 nucleotides long. NCBI's taxonomy places the organism in Eukaryota, Fungi, Ascomycota, Sordariomycetes, Hypocreales, Clavicipitaceae. The record is from the annotation of a GenBank genome assembly.
AUGCAACAUCAGUAUCAGAACAGCGAAUGAUUCACUCAAACUACGCAACAGCUUCCCUCCAGCAGUGAUGGCUUGGCUGUUUGCGGCUUCGGCGCCGCCACUUAGCACGGAUGAUCUCGUCGAACUAUUGUCAGCAGUCGUCCCUACAUUUGCCGCCGUGGCCAUCUUGGCAUGCGUUGAGCUCUCUGAACCUUCCGACAAAGAAAAGUCAGACUUUUACCGAGACUUCAAUAUCAAGGCCGUUCAGUUGUCCGUGACGCUGAAUGAUUUCAAUCCCGGUCCGUCAUGCAAGACGACUCAUCUUAACUGCGCACUCUUAACGGCGCUCGAUGUGCUUGAGAAUGCUUUCACGUCUUGGAAAGGUGAUGCAGCAGAGUUAUGUAUUUUUCUUGGUCUUGAGAGGAAGACGGGCGAAUUGUAUCCGAAGUUGAACGCUUUACGAAAGAUUCUCCCUGAUGACGGCUCACUUGCUACGAAUGAUACGUUGUCCUCCCUCGGCCGUAUUAUUCGCCUUUAUUCAAAAAGCUUAAAUAAGCGUGGAAAGAUGCUGAUGGCGUUUGAUGAUGCAUUUUCAGCUCUGCAAAAGAUUCCCCCUGGUGCUCAGCUCAAGUCCGACUGCCCGGUACAGUUGCGCAACUAUCCCGUUCAUAACGCCCACAAGUCGUCAAGGACACUGUUUGUGGUGCUGGAGAGGAGCUGGCGAUGCAAAUGCAAUAGUCAGCUUCAUAUUAGUCGACCUAUGAAGCUUAAUCUCACAGAGUACCAGCGUUUCGAAAUCGCGGCGCAAGCAGGAUGCACCCCUUCGAAGAGCAAGACCCAGUUCCGUAUCCUAUUCCCAACCAGCUUGGGGGCCUUGCAUUGGCAGCACACCGACAUUGCUCUCGAGAACAAAAAGUGAGUAUCUUUACUACGUUAGACGUGUUACAUGUAAGGUCUAACCUUGGUAGCCUUGAAUGUGCUGCACGCGAAGUAAAGGAUAACCUUUGCCGCAUCAUCGAUGAAGCCAAGGCCAGCAUCGUUCCCAAAAUGGCUGUUUUCAACGAGAAGUUGUGGCAAGUCCAAUAUGAAAGAGGUGGCCAAGCCUUGAAUAAAGUACCAAAUGGCGAAUUUGAGUCGUUGGAGCAACUCCUCCGGCCUGCUCCUGGUAACGGCCCUUCACAAAUAUCAUCAAUCGAUAUGAAGGAACGCAUUAUUCUUUGCUUUACACUUGUUACAUCAUUCUUUCAUAUUUUCAGCAUGAAUAAUGAAUGGCUUCAAGCAAGCAUAACGAGCUCGCAUAUUUGUUUCCGGACAUCUACCCGAUACCUCAAUAUUAUAAAACCAUAUUUAAAUAUCGCUUUUCGCGAAGAGCAAACAAAACCGACAGCAAGGAGACCAGAGGAGAUUCAUUGGUUUCCUAGCAUUCUUACUCUCGGCAUCAUGUUACUGGAAAUUUCUCGCGGCAGCAAAAUAGAAUUUGUUCCGGGAGAGGAUGAUUGCGUCACAGCUCUGGCUGUGUACGAGAAGUGGAAGGAUGUCGCAGGCAAACUGUGUUCCAGCACAAUACCAGAGGGCUUAUUCAAUACUAUACUCUCUUGCAUUGAUCCCAAUGAGCUUCGAAAAGGCAGCCUUGAUAGACCAAAUAUUGGGGAUAUGGAGAUUCGCAAGUAUAUCUUUGAAAGAAUUCUCUAUCCACUGGGCGACGCCAUUUCGAGCAUAUAUAAAGUGCCGCUACACAAGCUGCAUGACGAGAAGGCUCAAGGCGAAGGGACUGAGGCGAUAGAUGAACAGCAAAUUGACAGUGAUAAACAGCUAGCUGGCAAACAAUGGCGGCGUCAUCUCGAGUCACUUCAUGAUAUCUUUUAUCAUCACCAUGUCAAGGGCUUGCUUAAAACGAAGCUGGCUGAUGUCGCUAUUAAAAUUGCCGUCUUGGACACUGGUUUCCAGCUUGAUGAAGCUUUGCAAGAAAAUUAUAAAGCAGAAGGUCGAAUAGUCGCCGCUCAAUGCAAGUCCUUUUGCAGCCAGGACCACGACAACAGAGACUGGGACGUUGAUAUAGAUGGCCACGGCACAUAUGUCGGACAAAUUGUACUCGAUGUUGCUCCGACCUCUGAAUUAUAUGUGGCAAAAGUCUUUCAAAGCCGGAAAGACCUCCAGAGCCAACAAUGGGCCGUGGAGGUGCAACAAAACAUAGCCAAUGCGAUAAAACACGCUACAGAGAUUUGGAACGUCGACAUGAUCAUUAUGAGUUUUGGCUUCGAAGGCAAAAUCGGCAUUAUCAAUAAAGCCAUGACCAACGCUCGCAAACUAGACAAGCCGCCGCUCUUCUUCGCCGCCACUCGUAACGACGGUGCAAACAAGCGAAUAGCAUGGCCAGCAUCGGACCAUCACGCAUUUGGAGUCAGCUCAACUGACGGCAAUGGCGCUCCAUCGCCGUACAAUCCUGACGAAGAUGGCGCCGCGCCAAUCCUGUAUGCCUUUGGCGAAGGCGUCACAGUGAAUCGACCGGCAGGAAACCCGAAGCUUACUGUCACGCACAUCUCAGGGACGUCAUUUGCGGCUCCGACAGCUGCUGCGCUGGCGGCGAAUCUGAUCAGCUUUGUGCGGCUUGCUUUGCUUGCAUCCUCGGACGAGGAUAGGGUGAUAUACGCCGAAGUGCCGGAGCAGUUGGAGGAAAUCGGAGGUUUGUUGCGAGUGAUGCAGAGGUGUAUGAUGAAGAAGCACUCUAGUGGAAAGAUGAGCUUGCUGCCGUGGGACUUUUUGAAUAAGGCGAGAGUGGAUGGCAAUGCGAUUUUGAAGGACGUGUCUGAUACGCUUAAUGGCGCGUAGGCUGCGUCUUCGUAUCUUUACCACGCCUUCAGCCUUCCAGUAAGGCGCAUCUAAACGUCAUUUGAGCGCACUGCUUCGAUACCUCUUCAGGGCCCCAAUGGUCACAAAUGCAACACAGCAAAACCAAAUGGCUUACAUUUCAGCGACUAUAGGUCAGCAGACUAUAUACAAAACCGCGAUAUCAAAGCAGCAUAUUUAUUUGCCUUUUCGCAGUGUAUCCCAUGCAGACUUCAUUCUUUUUAUCUGCCCCGUUGUAAACUCUGUCAUGCAAGGUCUGUAAUGUAAAAGGAUAAUUGAUUAGUAUUAUAUUUUCGGCAUAUUUAAAUGGAGACGCAUACUGUGUUAUGUACGCCAUGAAAUUCUGAAUAUUGUCCUUGCCUGGCAUAUUGGGGCAUGUGUCUAGAGUAUUGUUAGG